Molecule: messenger RNA, 1071 nt
Organism: Diaporthe amygdali
Lineage: Eukaryota; Fungi; Ascomycota; Sordariomycetes; Diaporthales; Diaporthaceae
Product: dimethylguanosine trna methyltransferase
Exons: 2
Coding region: 1-1071 (356 amino acids)
Biological process (GO): lipid homeostasis; mitochondrion organization
Cellular component (GO): mitochondrial outer membrane
Source: RefSeq, a predicted model, not a curated record
AUGGACUCCAGGUCUCUGAGGGCGACUCCCUCGCAGGAGACGCUGAUCUCACUGCUGCAGCUCGAACCGCAGCCAAUGCCAGACACCGACAAAGAUCUGCCACCGUUGCCCGAGGAGUCGAGCGAUGGGACCAGGACGGAGGCAGACACCGAGAAGGAAACGGCCAGGUCAAUAGGGGUUAGUGGAAUAUCAGGUCACGCCCGUACCUCGUCGCUUGGGCUGAGUGGGAGUGGCCACGGCUCUAUAUACUAUUUGACGCGCAUACAACGGUAUUCAACCUACGCCCUCUCCAUAUUCACUGGCCUCCACAUCGCAAACACCUCCAUAAUACCGCUGAUCACCCGUUCCGUGCCCGCCUCCGAGGGUUACCUCCUGCUCGCGCGCGAGAUCUACCAGACACCCCUGACCGAGCCCCUCUUCGUCGCCCUGCCCAUCGCCGCACACAUCGCCUCAGGCAUAGCCCUGCGCCUGGUGCGCCGCUCGCAGAACCUCAAGCGCUACGGCGGCGCCACGCCCGCCGUCCUGCCCACGAGGUCAUCCACCGGCCGGUCCACCGCGUCCUCGGGCAGCGCGGGAGCGACUAGUGCGUGGCCGCCGUUGACCUGGGUGUCGGCGUCGGGAUACGGCUUCGCGGCGUUCCUGGCCGCACACGUCGCCAUGAACCGCCUGCUGCCGCUACACAUCGAGGGCGACAGCUCCAACAUCGGCCUGGCGUACGUGGCGCACGGCUUCGCGGCGCACCCGGCCACAUCCUACGUCGCGUACGCUGGGCUAUUAACCCUUGGCUGUGGGCACAUGGUCUGGGGCUGGGCCAAGUGGAUCGGGCUGGCGCAGCUGGCGGGCUGGCGCGCCGACAUCAAGACUCUGGGCACCACGCGCGACAGGAACGAGGACGUGCGGCGCAGGAAGCGCAGGAGGAGGAUAUGGCUGUGGAUCAACGGCACCGCGGUCGCUGCCACGGCUGUCUGGGCGGCCGGUGCGCUGGGCGUAGUCGCUAGAGGGGGGAGGGCGGACGGUUGGGUCGGGAAGGCUUAUGAUGAGCUGUUUGCCGCGGUUGGGCUCGGACAUUAG